AUGCAUAAAAGGUUUCACUUUGAUUUCAUUGGUCUAAUAGAACCUUUUCAAGAGGGGCAAAGUAUUGAGGAGUAUAAAAGAAGACUGAGGAUGAAACAUGCAGCAACAAAUGUAUCAGGGAAGAUAUGGGUUUUCAUUGAGUCAAACAUGGAGGUUACCAUAAUCAGUGAUGAGGAGCAACAACUUACACUCAGGUUACAAAAUCAGCAGAUUAUAGGAGGUGAUUUUAAUGUAAUUAGGCAUGCAGAAGAGAAGCUUGGUGGCUUACCAGUUACUUUUGAGGAAACAGAGGACUUUAAUCACUGCAUAAGUAGCUGUAAUUUAGAAGAAGUUCAAUUUAAGGGAAGCAAGUUUACAUGGUGGAAUGAAAGAAUAGAAGAUGAAUGCAUUUUCAAAAGAUUGGAUAGAUUUUUGGUAAAUAAUAAGAUUCAGGAUCUCUUUCCAGUAUUGGAAGUAGAAAACUUACCAAGAAGCGGUUCUGAUCAUGCUCCCGUGUUACUUUACUGCAAUACUGUUCAGGAGCAGAUAAUCAAACCUUUUAAAUUUUUAAAUUUCUGGCUUAAGAAGAAUUCUUGUAUGGAGGUUAUUAAGCAGAUCUGGAAAGAGAAAGCUUUUGGUAAUCCAUUCAUGAUUUUUCAUCAGAAACUCAAGAGAACCAAGGUUGCACUGACUAAGUGGAGUAAGCAAUCUUUUGGAAAUAUUUUCCAAGAGAUAGCUACUCUAGAGGAAGUUAUCAAAAUUAAAGAGAAUCAGUUUGAAGAGAAUCCACCAGGAGAGAAUAGAGCUUCUUUAUUCAAGAUUCAGGUUGAACUGAUAGUGCAAUUGAAAAAAGAAGAAGAAUACUGGAAGCAAAAAACUGAAUUUCAGUGGUUCAAAGAGGGUGAGAAUAAUACAAAAUUCUUUCAUGCUAUUGUACUGGGUAGAAGAUCAAGAUUAAAGAUUAGCAGAAUACAGAAUGAGAAUACAGAAUGA
This is a messenger RNA of Capsicum annuum, 972 nucleotides long. RefSeq lists its product as uncharacterized. NCBI's taxonomy places the organism in Eukaryota, Viridiplantae, Streptophyta, Magnoliopsida, Solanales, Solanaceae. The record is from RefSeq and is a predicted model, not a curated record. The transcript is spliced from 2 exons. Bases 1 to 972 code for a protein of 323 amino acids.